GAGAAAAGGACCAGUCAAAGAUCGAGCGCCCCUAUUGGAAAACACUUUACAAAUGGUUAAAAGGGUGCUAUUAUUCAUAAUCGGUAUCUUCUUGGAACAGAGCUAUUGAUUCAAUGAAUAAGGGUGUCAAAUGAUGAACAAUAACAACUCAUUCAUUAUCGUUAUAUCCUUAAUUGCAUAACGAAACAUUCAUGUCGAUAAAAUCCACGCACUAGUUCAGUUAGAUGAAACUUUGAUGUUUUCUUCUUUCUAUACAUACUAUAGAGACACGCAUAUAAAGCAAAAAAUGGAGAAAAGAACAAAUUUUAUCGUUUUACCCAAAAGAAAGAUUCUCUUCACUAUGAAAUUAGUGUUUAUUCCGAGGCAAAUUUCGAGAUUAAAACGUUAACAAAUUUGACGGUACCCUUCCUCAGCUUUUCCGGCAGUUUGCAGUACACAACUUGUACUCUAUACCAUGCUAUUUUUUAGAAAAAGCUCUCUUUAAUUUUUUGGCAUAUAGAGAUCUCAAUAUUACAGAAUAAAGUUAGUAAAAUGUAUGUUAAUAUCACUAUUAAAUUGAAACGGAUCCAUUGUACUAACUUUUAUUUAUGAUACUGACCGCUCUAUUUCUUGUAUUAUAAAUUUAUUUUCUAUUUAGCAUUAGAUGAACAAAGUCGUUUAACAAAAGAAAUAGAAGAAAAACGUGCUCAUGCUGAAGAGAAACGAUCACGUUUAGCACAAGAACGAUAUGAAGCAGAAGAAGGACAAAAACGAAUAAUAGAUCGUAUGCGUUAUGAACAAGAAGAAAAAGUAAAAAUAGUAAAUCAUUUAGAGAUUCUUUAA
This is a messenger RNA of Didymodactylos carnosus, 822 nucleotides long. NCBI's taxonomy places the organism in Eukaryota, Metazoa, Rotifera, Eurotatoria, Philodinida, Philodinidae. The record is from the annotation of a GenBank genome assembly.